Messenger RNA from Didymodactylos carnosus, 969 nucleotides. NCBI's taxonomy places the organism in Eukaryota, Metazoa, Rotifera, Eurotatoria, Philodinida, Philodinidae. The record is from the annotation of a GenBank genome assembly.
AUGUUGUUAUGCUCACCAUUUGAAUUUGAAACGCACAAUAAAUCAGAAAAAAUAUUACAGUACACUGUUUCAGAAAAAGCAAAAGACGAUAUUGAAAAAGUCCAUUCAGUUGAACUAAGAAGCUUCUAUGGUAUUUUCGGCAUUGACAGCGUACAAGUAGGAGACCAAAUGGUUAAACAGCAACAGUUUGGUGAAAUUGCAAAUUCCAGUGGUAGUAUGAUGGAAUACUAUUCAGAUGUCGGUAUUUGUGGUUUAAGGUAUGUACCUGAAGCGAAGAAAUUUGAUUUUGAAGAAUACAAGAAAAACCACGGUUUGUACGAUCAGGAGACAUCCAAAUCCGAGCUUAAUAAACUACUUAAUGCAACGAUGGUAUACGGUGUUGGUUAUGAAACACCAUUAGUCAAUAAUCUGAACAUACAACAAAAAGUGUUUAGCUAUUGGAUAGGGCGAGACAAUCACUCAGGCACUGGUGAAAUAACUUUUGGUAAUAUCGAUAAAACACGUUUUAAUGGAGAUUUGGUCUAUGUACCUCUAGAAUACAAUGGCAUCUGGAUUAUUCGAAUGAACGGUAUCAGAAUUGGCGAUAAAAUACUCGGUCAAAAUUCCACAGUUGGCCUUGAUACCGGCUCCAGUGGUCAUCACGGAAAUGAAAGGGAUGUUCGACUAAUAAAUCAUUAUAUUGGUGCAAUAGUGCCUGAAAUUAGACCACAAGAGCAUGGGAUAAAUAAAAUAUCAGUAAAUUUCGAUUCUCUUCCACCAGUGUAUAUAGGUUUAGGAAAUAAAUGGUUUAUAAUGCAUAGUUCUGAUUAUGUGGUCAAAUCUGCUAAUGAUACAAAAUGCUAUAGUCGUUUUGUGUCGAAAGGUGAUGUACACAGUGUCGGGAUAUUGGGACAAGGUCUUUUUCGUCGUUUAUAUACGGUAUUUGAUUUUGGACAAAAUAGAAUUGGAUUUGCAGAAUCUGUGUCCUGA